This is a messenger RNA of Paramecium sonneborni, 4203 nucleotides long. The record is from the annotation of a GenBank genome assembly. NCBI's taxonomy places the organism in Eukaryota, Ciliophora, Oligohymenophorea, Peniculida, Parameciidae.
AUGGUCAUGGAUCUUUAGAUACUGAUAGCAAUAUUGACAAUCUAUUUAUAAGAAUAGAUUAAAAUCAAAUUUGGUAAACACAAAUCACAUUUCUUGACAGUUUAUUAAGAGAUUCUCCAUACCUCAUAAACCCUCAAAUUAUAAUUGAUAAGCACAGUAAAUCAGGAAUUCUCAAACGAAUCUUAUUUAUUUAGAAAUUUAUAAAUCUUCUAUCAUUAAUGUUAUAAGACUUGCAAAACAUGCUAAGAAGAAAUGAAUAAAUGCAGUUCAUGCUAUGAUGACAUACUUUUGGUUUCUAAUAAUUGCUAAUCUUGCUAAGAAAAGAUUAAUUUGAGCUUUUUGCAAAUUUCAUAAGGCUGCGUUGAUUAAUGUAUGGAUGAGUAUGAUUAUGACCAAGAUAAAGUAUGUUAUAAGAAUUAAAGUACUAUUGUUUUUAUUUUAAUAGAAUUAAAAACUUAUGAUCAUUCGAAGCUAACAAUGAGUUAAGAAGGAUAUAAGGUUUUUGGUCCUUUAGAUACAUCCACCAUAUUGCUAAGAAUAACAGUUACAAUUGAAUUAAUGGAUAAAAAUUUUGUGAAUGUUUUGAUUGAUGGAAGAUAAGUUGCUAGGAUAAGUAAAUAUAGAAUAAGAUCAGAAUCAGGAUCAAAAUCAAAUUACUUAAGAAGAUUAAAUAAUGAAAUUAGAGUUGAAAUUAAUAAACCAAUAAGUAAGGACUCUUUUUCUAUUGAAAUUAUGAAAUAUCAGCAUUUGUCUACUAUUCCAACAAUUAAAAUAUAAUAUUUAGUUUGUGCUUUGAAUUGUUAAAUAUGUAAAAAUAAUAAUACCUGUGGGGUUUGUAAAGAUAAUUAUUAUUUAUAUAGCGGAUUAUGCUUUUCUAAUUGCCCAGAUUACACUGAAUAAUUAAACCAAUUUUGUGUUAUUCCAAAUGAAAAUGUGAGCUAGAAUGAAGAUUAAUAGGAAGUAUUUUUAGUGAAAGAACUUUAUGAUCUUUCAACUCGUAAAGAAAGAAUAAAUGAAUUAUUCUAACUAGUUAACGAUAGAAAUAGCAAAUAUAAUUUUUAAAAAGGAAACGAUAUUUACUUUUCAUAUUUUCAAAAUAAAAGAAUAUUUGGAGGACCAUUUGUUUGGGUAAAUGCUUAGUUUAAAUUUCAUCUAUAGCUUGAAAACAUAUAAUAAAUAGUUUAUGUUAAAUUUGAAAUAAUUCUAGGUGAUGAAAUAAUGUCUAGAAUUUAAUUUCAUUACUAAAUUAAUUCACAAUCAAUGAAAACAUUGACUAUUAGCAAUAAUUAAGAUUUAAAGGAAGAUUAAAAUUGGUAAAACGAUUAUAAUUCUCAGAUCAUACAAGUAAGGGAAAAGAUUGAAUACUUAAAUAAUGAUAAUAAACAAUUAAACAUACUAUUUGAUUGUGAUAAUAAUUUUGAUUAAGCUAAUCCAACAUUUUGUGGAAUUAAAAAUCUGUUUAUUUCUGUUUAGAAACCAAUAUUAGAAGAUAUUAAUUUAUUAGAGUAGAAUUAUUAGAAUAAUUAUUAAGAUAUGGAAGACCUAGAUGGAUUAUUUGAUAUAUAGGAAUGUGGUGAUGAAAUAACUUCUGUAAAUGAAGAUUGUGAUGAUGGAAAUCUUAUACCAUUUGAUGGGUGUUUUAAUUGUAUGUAUUCUUGUGAAUAAUUGUGUUAAUUUUGUGUUAGAGGUGAAUGUUUGCUUAUGUUAGAAUUAAAAUAAAGUUAAAAAUUAACAAAUUUUUCUAAUGAUAUUUUUCUUGAAUUCUAAUAAGGUUAAUUAUUUAAUUGCGAAAUUUAUGUUUAAGGAAUAUGCUUAUAAUGCAAGAAAGGAUUUUAUUUAAAUUUAUUUAAUAAUUUAUGUGAAACCAUUUGUGGAGAUUAGAUAAUUGAAGGAUAAGAAGAAUGUGAUGAUGGUAAUAUUGAUAAUUAUGAUGGUUGUUCUAAUUGUUAAUUAAUAUAAUAUGAAAAUUGCAAUAUAUAAAAAGAAUGUGCAAUCUGUUAUUAUGGAAAAUGUCUAAAAUGUAAUGAUGGAUUUACAUUAGAAUUUGAUAGAUGUGUUUCAAUUUGUGGAGAUGGAUUAAUCAAUAAAUUAGAAGAAGAAUGUGAUAAUCCAAAUGAAUAAGGAUGUAAUAAUUGCCAAAUUUAAAAAGGAUAUAUAUGUCACGGCUAAACUUAUUCUAUUUGUAAGACUUGUGAAAAAUAUUGUAAGGAUUGCUAAAGUAUAGAUUAAUUAUAUCUCAUAUGUCAUGAUUGUAUGCAAGGAUUUUAUCCAGUUUUAGAUAAAUGUUUACAAUGUGAUAAUAAUUGUAUAACUUGUAAAAUCUAAUCAAAUUUAUGUACAUCAUGUUAUAGAAAUGAUUGUGAGUUAUGUGAAUCAAUUCCUGGAUAUUAUACUGAUUAUUAAAAUAAAGUUUGUAUCACUUAAUGUGGAGAUGGAAUUGUCGCUUACGAAUAAGAAAAUUGUGACGAUGGAAAUCUAGAAAAUGGCGAUGGUUGUGACUCUGAAUGUAGAAUGGAAUUAUCACAAGAUUUUAUUAAUAAUCUAUAACUUUGGUAAUUAAACCAAGAUGGUAACUAUAAUCUUUACCUUAAUAAUUCAUAAUAUAAAUUAAUAUUAAAUUGUUUAGAUCCUAAGAUUAUAAUUGAUGGUAUGCAAUAAAAGGAUUUUUCAUAUUAUAUAUCAUCUGACAAUAAUACCUGUAACAUUCAAUUUACAUUUUAUUAAUCUAUUUUCAAAUAUAAUACAAUUUAUGUAACUCUUACUGCUUCAUUCUAAUUAAAUAGAUUACUUUUGGAGAAAAAUACUCAAGAAAUAAAAUUCACCAUUCAACCUUAAGAAUAAAUCAUACUAAUAGAAAGUGAAAAAAAGAUGGCAGAGUAAAUUUAAAAUGCUCAAUCAACAUUUAAUUUAAUUUUUCUUAUAUUAAUUCCGGUUUCCAUAAUAAUGAACCUUUAUGAUUAUUUGUGGGCUGUACUUGAAAUAUUAAGUUGGAUAAAUAAUUUCUAUUUUUUAAAUGUUCAUUAUCCUUUUAAUGUAGAAAAGUUCUUUUUAAUUUCCGAUUGGUCAUCUUUUGUUACUUUUCCUACAUAUUAAGGAUUAAAUUAACCUAAUUGCUCAUAUUUCUUUUAUGCAUCUUAAAAAUUUUAAGAUAAAGGAAUAGAUCCUCUAUUCUUUAAUAAUAUUUAGAUUCCAUUCAUUUUUAUAUUCGUUACUUUUCUUUUAUAUGCAGUUAAUUUUUUGUUCUUGUAUUUCUUUAGAAUUCUCAAUUAAUAUAAAAAAAUUAAACCAAUUGAAAUCCAUCGUAAACACUUUAGUAUUUUUAAUUUACAAGCAAUAAAAAAAUCUCAGCAUAGUAUGGUUGAAUAACAGUAGAAUGAGAAAAUAGUAUAAAAUAAUACCAUACUGACUCAGAUAAUAAAUAAUUUUAUUAUUAUGGAUAAAAAAUUGAAAAAUAAGUUAAAAUAAACUCUUUCAUUAUGUUUACUGGAUAUUACAUUAGCGAUUAUGCUUCAAAUCACUUAUUCAUAAAAUAAUUAAAACAUCAUAGUUGGAUUAAAUUCAUUUUUAGCUAUGAUUUCUAUUAAUAUCAUUUUAUUUUAGCUUUAUCAAUAAUAUAAAACACUAAACCUACAUAUAUUACUUGCAGAAAAUAGAUAAUACAAAGAAUAAUUUGAGGUUUAUUAUUAAAAUAUUAAUACCCAAUAAUCAUUUGGGUAUUAUUUUAAAUUUUUUGGAUUGAUUAGAAAGAUUUUGUACAUCUAUUUUAUGGUAUAUUACUAUUAUACACCAAUUAUUUAAACAUCAUUAUGCUUUUUUUCGACCUCAAUUGGAGUUAUCUUUAUUCUAUACUAAAACCCAUAUAACAGCAAGAAGGAAUUUUAUCUUUAGCUUAUUUAAGAAUUUAGCUUAAGUGCAAUAUUAUUUAUUGCUGUGUUAUUUUCAAUGAAUGAUGCACAUUAGAUAAUGUUUAUAUAGUAAAAUAAGGUGAAUUUAGGUUGGGCAGUCAUUUCAUUUGUCAUAUUAGCAAUUUUUUUUUAAUUAUUUGGAUUAACUUAUGAAAUGAUACUUCAUUUCUAUUAAAUAAUUUUGAAAAUUAAAAAUUAUAUCUUAAAUUUUAACAAUAAUAAAAUCGAAUAAGAUAGCAUAAGUCAUAACAAUAAAGAUAAGUAAAAUAAAGCUAAUUUAAAAUAAAUUGAUUUAUGA